GCAGGCGCCAUGGAGGUGACGGUGGGGACGGCGGCGCUGGCGCUGGCGCUGCUGCUGCUGCCGGUGCUGUACGAGCGCAGCGGCUCCUUCCGCUUCUUCUGCAAGAUGGGCUUCUACAACGGGUGGAUCCUGCUGCUGGCGCUGGUGGCCAUCCCGCUCUGCGCCCUGCGCGGCCGUGACGUUGAGAACAUGAAGAUCAUCCGGGGCCUGAUGCAGCACGUGAAGCACCUCUACGGGAUCCGGAUGGCGGUUCGGGGCGCCCAGCACUUCCCCCCCCGGCAGCCCUACGUCGUCGUCAGCAACCACCAGAGCUCCCUCGACCUGCUGGGGAUGAUGGAGGUGCUGCCGGACCGCUGCGUGCCCAUCGCCAAGCGGGAGCUGCUCUACAUGGGGGCCGUGGGGGUGGCUUGCUGGCUCGGCGGCAUCAUCUUCAUCGACCGCAAGCGGACGCACGAUGCCAUCAGCGUCAUGGCCGAGGCCGCCCACACCAUGCUCAGCCAGGAUGUCCGGGUGUGGGUCUUCCCUGAGGGGACACGCAACCACAGCGGCUCCAUGCUGCCCUUCAAGCGGGGCGCCUUCCACCUUGCCGUCCAGGCACAGGUCCCUGUCGUCCCCAUUGUCAUCUCCUCUUACCAGCACUUCUACAGCAAGCGGGAGCGGAGGUUCACAGCCGGUGAGGGGCUGGGGACCCGGGUCUGGGGGGAGCGUGGGUCACAUGAGGAAUCAGGGGGCCGCAGGUACCGGGGUUGUCACCCUCCCCGGGGGGGGCUCAGCGGGAUGCGGUGCCUGGGGUGA
Haliaeetus leucocephalus (bald eagle) is the source of this 795-nucleotide messenger RNA. Its product is annotated as 1-acyl-sn-glycerol-3-phosphate acyltransferase alpha-like. Gene Ontology annotation, cellular component: endoplasmic reticulum; membrane. Gene Ontology annotation, biological process: phosphatidic acid biosynthetic process. The coding region runs from base 10 to 795 and encodes 261 amino acids. Lineage: Eukaryota; Metazoa; Chordata; Aves; Accipitriformes; Accipitridae. Gene Ontology annotation, molecular function: 1-acylglycerol-3-phosphate O-acyltransferase activity. The transcript has 6 exons. The record is from RefSeq and is a predicted model, not a curated record.